Molecule: messenger RNA, 2956 nt
Organism: Oncorhynchus nerka (sockeye salmon)
Lineage: Eukaryota; Metazoa; Chordata; Actinopteri; Salmoniformes; Salmonidae
Gene: isg20
Product: interferon stimulated exonuclease gene
Exons: 4
Coding region: 1160-2296 (378 amino acids)
Cellular component (GO): nucleus
Molecular function (GO): 3'-5'-RNA exonuclease activity; nucleic acid binding
Source: RefSeq, a predicted model, not a curated record
UAAUUCCCUGAGGAAUUCUAUGGUAAUUAGGAUCUAAAACAUAUUCUUCAAAACCACAGAGGACCAUUCUAUAGAAUGUUGCACUUUUAAUGGGAGUGUUUUUAUAGCUUACUCCUUGACCUAAAAGCAUGCUCCAUGGAGAUACUCUAUUGAAAGGGUGUUUUAGUCCAGGAAUAGGCUUAUUCUGUUUCCAGGAAACCGGCCUUGAUUAUGAGAGUGCACACUGGUGUCUUUGGAACUGGCCUAUCUUUUGUAACAAAGUAGAGUGUAAUGGUUUAUUUUCCUCUUGUGAAAACAGUUUGCUUUGCAGAUGUUGCUGUGUAAUGUCAUUGAUCUUUGAGCAGAGGUGUGAAAUUUUUCUGUGACCACUGAUUCAUAGAUUAAGCACCUGAAUGGUUAGGAGCAGGGGUAAUUGAGUACUAUAUGAGAAGGUAUUGUCACAUUUCCUAGGUGGCAAAGGUCUGCCUACAGACCGCUAUAUCGAACUGCUAAUACAGUUUGGGGUGGCAGGUAGCCUAGAGGUUAGAGCGUUGGGCCAGUAACCAAAUGGUUGCUAAAUUUAUUCCCCGAGCUGACAAGGUAAAAAUCUGUCGUUCUGUACCUGAACAAGGCAGUUAACCCACUUGCGCAAACUAGCCUGUCAUUGUAAAUAAGAAUUUGUUCUUAAAUUACUUGCCUGGAAAAUAAAAAUACAGGACUUGUAAAGGCCCAGUGCACUACUAUUGUGAAACAAUAUUUUUGCCCUAAAAAUAUGUUUUAUUAAUUUAUUUUAUUUUGGGGGGGUGCUGCAGUACCCCUACUUCCUGCUGCUAUGUCUCUGAGUUCCAAUCUGUGUGAAUCAGACUUGAACGCUGGAAUUAACUGAUUUUCCUCUCCAGUAGAGGGCAGCAUCUUUUGGGCUUUUUCAGCACAUUUUGUUAACCUGGAAGUUAUUCUGUGAAAUGACUCGCAUCAGGCCACGAGUUGGUAUUUUUCUCUGAUUGGUAGGAUUGGUUUAACUAUAUGGUCCAAUCAAAGUUGAAAACGAAGGUCAAAGGCGGGGCUUACUUGCGUACGAGCCAAUCAGUGCCAAGUCAGUAAACCUUGCCUGGGCUUGUUCAGUCGAGUGUUCGGGACGGGUGGACGUGUCAGCAGAGGUGUGUUGCAGAUGUGAUACUACAUGGAAAGAGCGAUGUCUGAAGCAUGCACUUCAACUGGAAGUAAAACCAAUCGCAAAUCUUGGGGACUUAUCAACAACUACAGAUAUUUGUCCCGGAAAGCCAUGUUCCUCAGUGCAGUGGAGAACGCCAGAGCACGGAAGAAGCAUCAAAAGAAGAAUAACAUCUCCAAUAAGAGAAAAAGGAUAGAGGAAAACAAUAAAACGCCGGACACUAUCCAAAGAGUAAAAAAUAUAAAAUUACCUGCGAGACACACGUGUCUAGAAGUUGAUAGCACUCUAAAAACCACAGACUCAUGGACUCGUGUUGCUAAAUUUGAACUGCCAUUGCCCCCCACAGUAGAGGGUUUACCGAUAGCUGCUUCUGGGGACAACCGUGUAGCCAACCAGCAGACUUCAGAAGGCAAAAAUCUGGUUGGGGCCGCUCUGAGUGAACUAUGGGAGGUGGACAGUGGAUUCUCGUCUGAGGCCAGCCCUCCUGCUAGUGGACGCACUUCUCCCUGCCUCACCAUGUGCCCGACCACGGUGGUGGCAAUGGACUGCGAGAUGGUUGGUACAGGGCUGGCUGGGCGCACUAGUGAAUUGGCACGCUGCAGCUUGGUAGAUUACCAUGGCAAUGUCCUCUACGAUAAGUACAUCCGUCCGUGCCAGGCUGUGACCGACUACAGGACCCGUUGGAGUGGCAUCCAGAGGCACCAUUUACAGAACGCUCUGCCCUUCCCCAAGGCUAGGACAGAGAUACUUGGAAUACUGGAUGGGAAAGUGGUGAUCGGCCAUGCUCUGUACAACGACUUCCGGGCCUUGGAUUUUAACCACCCGGGUCACAUGAUCAGGGACACAAGUGGUAUGCGUCUGCUCAGGCGACUGGCUGGCUUCCCCACAAAGCGCUGCGUCUCACUCAAGAUCCUGGCCAACAGCCUCCUAAACAGGAAAAUACAGGUUGGAAGGAGGGGCCACAGUUCAGUGGAGGAUGCUCUGGCUUCCUUGGACCUGUAUAAACUAGUGGAGGGGGAGUGGGAACAGGACAUGCGAGAGAGAAUGACGGACCGAGGCACAGGCAUUCUCCCAGACCCCGCUACCUUAAACCACUACAUGCAGGACCAGUACUGGCCAGAGGACUUGACUGAUGAUGGCCAUUGAGAGAAGCCUGUAUAGUAGGGUUGAUGGGGUAGAUGUAGGCCAAGGGGUUUUAAGUCAAAUGAUCCAAGUUUGGCAAGCAUGGCAGUAUGGUUUAGUCAAUAUCAAGCUGCUCUUCUGACUGGCUAUUAACUGAAGUUUGUGGAAAAAGAGGUGAUAUUAAAUGAAUCUGAUUAGCUGAUGUUGCACACAUUCAUGGUGGGAGCCACAGUUUCCACAGGGGAUAAGGUCAUGGCAACACAUCCAGUCGCUCAAUGUCAAGAAUGGCAAUCUUGGAACAAAUGCAAUGACACGGGAUUUAUUUGAAUGCAUUGCAUCCAUAUGUCUUUUGUGUAUGUUGAGCAUGUUUGACUUAACAUGUAGAUAAAGUGGUAAUCGGAUACGAAACACAUGCUUAACUUACUACUUGGAUAAUUACAACAAUGCCUGGAAGUCUAUGGGUAUCUGCUAGCAGCCCUUGUUAUAACACCAGUUAAAAGGUAGUUUUGCAAACCAAUGUUCACUUCCUUCAUACUGGACACACACAAUUUUAUUAUCCAUGGGUUCAUCGAACUCUGGAAGUACUGCCAACUUGAUGUUUUAUGCUGCUGUUCUAUGAAGACCCUGCUGUGCCUGUGCCCUAAUUGGAUAUCAAUAUAUUGGAAUAAAAAUAAUUUACGAAAA